Molecule: messenger RNA, 1770 nt
Organism: Pseudomassariella vexata
Lineage: Eukaryota; Fungi; Ascomycota; Sordariomycetes; Amphisphaeriales; Pseudomassariaceae
Product: triose-phosphate transporter
Exons: 2
Coding region: 1-1770 (589 amino acids)
Biological process (GO): phosphoenolpyruvate transmembrane import into Golgi lumen
Cellular component (GO): Golgi apparatus; endoplasmic reticulum
Molecular function (GO): phosphoenolpyruvate transmembrane transporter activity; antiporter activity
Source: RefSeq, a predicted model, not a curated record
AUGCCUCACUCCACUACCUCCGGAUCUUACUCUCGGGACCCCUCGGUGUCGCGAUCAACAACUAAGUCAGCCGCCGAUGGUAGCGUCGAUUCAGGGCUCGAGAAAUUUCCCGAUUUCAACAAUAUCGAUGCGCCGCCCUUCAGCAACGGCCUAACGUCUGCCAGUCCCGUGGGGCUGGGUCUGAAUGGCUAUGGGAACAGCAACGGCCUUAAUCGAGGGCUGUCUCCAUUCGCAGAUCGCUGGCAGCCAAAGAAAGACCAGACGAGAGGCGUGCAAUGGGGACAGCUGGGACGGUCGGCUGUUCCAUCGCAAGUUCGCGGCGGUGCGCCCGAUCAUGAGAAGCAGAAGAGCAUCGGCGAGGCCUUUCGAACCAUUAGAGACAGGAACGGAAGCGUCAGUCAGAAUGCCCAUGAGAUCGCGGGCGCUCUGCGUGCCCCCGUGUCAGCGAAACUUAUUAUACUCUGUGUUUUGUGGUACGCAUCUUCCGCUUUAACAAACACGUCAUCCAAGUCUAUCCUGAACGCCUUCGACAAGCCUGCCACGUUGACGUUAAUCCAAUUCUUUCUCGUCGCUUUUUACUGUUUAGCGUCAUCAUGGCUCGCCUCCGUCUUCCCGAGCCUGCGAAUGUCGAUACCUGCGCUGAGGCAUCCCAUUCGUUAUCCAUCGCGCGACGUCGUUAUGACUACUCUGCCCUUGGCCGCUUUCCAGAUUGGCGGCCAUCUGCUAAGCUCCACGGCGACCUCGAAGAUACCAGUGUCACUGGUGCAUACUGUCAAGGGAUUGUCUCCGCUCUUUACUGUCCUCGCAUACCGAUUCAUCUUCAAUAUCAAAUAUCCAACGGCGACGUACUUCUCGCUCAUACCCCUAACCCUUGGCGUGAUGCUGGCGUGUUCGGGAAAUCGUACUUUUGGAGGCGAACUCUUGGGCCUGAUAUACGCGCUUUUGGCGACGGUGAUAUUCGUGACGCAGAACAUAUUUUCCAAGCAACUCUUCAACGAGGCGGCCAGAGCCGAGGCUGAUGGUCUUUCGGCUAAAUCUCGAAAGCUCGACAAGCUCAACUUGCUGUGCUACUCAUCAGGGAUGGCAUUUGUGCUUACAGUGCCUAUCUGGUUCUGGAGCGAUGGCCUUGGACUGCUACGCGAUAUGUAUAGCGACGGCUCCUUGGAUCUUACUGGCAAUCCGAAUACCAUGGGUCAUGGGCGGUUAUUCCUCGAGUUCUUGUUUAACGGCACUUUCCAUUUUGGACAGAACAUACUGGCAUUUAUCCUUCUAUCACUUGUCUCCCCCGUCACAUACUCGGUCGCGUCCCUUAUUAAGCGCGUCUUCGUUAUCGUUGUGGCGAUUGUGUGGUUCCGUAAUACGACCACGAGGAUUCAAGCCGUAGGAAUUGCCCUCACAUUUGUCGGGUUGUACUUAUACGAUCGUACGAGUGAGAGCAAUAAGGCAGACCGACGCGCCCGCCUGUUGAGCCAGAGUGCGGUUGGCCAGCCCUUGCUCCCGCUUAACACCCAGGGAGCGUUUGCACAAACCAAUGGGGCGCCUAUCUUCGAGAGUCCGAUGACUGUGUCAGCAGCCCCGAAUCUUCAUAUUUAUACAAGUGGGCAUUCAUCACUCGCUAAUAGCGGGAGCGAAGAUUCAAAGAAGAACGACCAAGCAGGCCCUGGUAGGCAGAGAGGAAACAGCAGUGCCGCUUGGUUGGCGCCCGGUACGCGACAAGAAGACACUUGGAGGCUUGAGGAUAAGAUGCAACGAGCCCAGCGUGUCAACUGA